Messenger RNA from Marmota flaviventris (yellow-bellied marmot), 2343 nucleotides. The record is from RefSeq and is a predicted model, not a curated record. NCBI's taxonomy places the organism in Eukaryota, Metazoa, Chordata, Mammalia, Rodentia, Sciuridae.
AUGCAGACUGCUCUAGCAAAACCCCCGCAGAAAAGGCAAGUCAUCUUUCUUGCUAUGCUGUUGUUUUUGUGGGAGGCUGACUCUGAGGCAAUUAGGUAUUCCAUUCCAGAAGAAAUAGAAAGCGGCUACUCUGUGGCCAACCUGGCAAAAGAUCUGGGGCUCAGGGUGGGGGAGCUGGCCACUCGGGGGGCGCGAAUCCAUUACAAAGGCAGCAAACAGCUCUUGCAGCUUGAUGUAAACACCGGCAAUUUGCUUCUACAGGAAAAACUAGACCGGGAGGUGCUGUGUGGGGCUACAGAACCCUGUGUAUUGCAUUUCCAACUGUUACUGGAAAACCCGGUGCAGUUGUUUCAAAUUGAUGUGCAUCUCAUAGAUGUAAAUGACCAUUCUCCAGAGUUCCUAGACAGGGAAAUGAUCCUUAGAAUCCCAGAGAGCCUCCAGCCAGGGUCUGUGUUUGCUUUGAAAUCAGCUCAGGACUUGGACAUGGGUAGCAACAGUGUUCAGAACUACAUAAUCAGCCCCAACUCCUAUUUUCGUGUUGCUACUCACAACCGCGGUGAUGGCAAAAAAUACCCAGAGCUGGUAUUGGACAAAGCCCUGGACCGGGAGGAAGAGCCUGAGCUCAGUUUAACUCUCACAGUGCUGGAUGGUGGGGCGCCGCCCAGGUCUGGGACUGUCACAGUUCGCAUUGAAGUGAUAGACAUCAAUGAUAAUGCCCCCGAAUUUUUACAGUCCCUGUAUGAGGCACAGGUUCCUGAGAACAGUCCCAUAAACUCGUUAGUUCUUGUUGUCUCUGCUCGAGAUAUAGAUGCAGGAACUUAUGGGCGUGUAUCCUACUCUUUACUAGAAGGUGAUGAAGUUUCUCAACCAUUUGUAAUACACGAAAAAACAGGAGAAAUUCAUCUGCAAAGAGCAUUGGAUUUUGAAGCAACCCGACAUUAUAUCGUAGAAAUUGAAGCAACAGAUGGUGGAGGCCUUGUGGGAAAAUGCACAAUGGCCAUAGAAGUGGUGGAUGUGAAUGACAAUGCUCCUGAACUAACCAUGUCCACACUCAGCAGCUCUAUCCCAGAAAACUCCCCAGAGGCUGUAGUUGCCAUUUUCAGCGUUUCUGAUCCAGACUCUGGGGACAAUGGUAGGAUGGUUUGCUCCAUAGAAAACGAUCUCCCCUUCUUCUUGAAACCCGCAUUUAAGAAUUUUUAUACCUUGGUGACAGAGAGGCCGCUGGACAGAGAGAGCAGAGCAGAGUACAACAUCACCAUCACAGUCACUGACUUGGGGUCACCUAGGUUGAAUACCGAGUACAGCAUAACUGUUGUCAUCUCAGACGUUAACGACAACUCCCCUGACUUUACACAAACCUCCUAUAUGCUGUUAGUGCGCGAGAACAACAGCCCUGCCCUACACAUAGGCAGUGUCAGAGCCACAGACAGAGAUUCAGGCACCAAUGCCCAGAUCACCUACUCGCUGCUGCCAACCCAGGACCCACACCUGCCCCUCGCCUCGCUGAUCUCUAUCAACGCAGACAAUGGGCAGCUGUUUGCGCUGAGGGCGCUGGACUUCGAGGCCCUGCAGGCAUUCGAGUUCCGCGUGGGCGCCACAGACCAAGGCUCGCCAGCACUCAGCAGCCAGGCGCUGGUGCGAGUUGUGGUGCUGGACGACAAUGACAACUCGCCCUUCGUGCUGUACCCAAUGCAGAACGCCUCUACGCCCUGCACCGAGCUGGUACCCAGGGCGGCAGAGCAGGGCUACCUGGUCACCAAGGUGGUGGCAGUGGACAGAGACUCGGGCCAGAACGCCUGGCUGUCAUACCAGCUGCUCAAGGCCACGGAGCCCGGGCUGUUUGGCGUGUGGGCGCACAAUGGCGAGGUGCGCACCGCCAGGCUGCUGAGCGAGCGCGACGCGGCCAGGCACAGGCUGGUGGUGCUGGUCAAGGACAAUGGCGAGCCUCCGCUGUCUGCCAGCGUCACGCUACACGUGCUGCUGGUGGAUGGCUUCUCCCAGCCCUACCUGCCGCUCCCGGAAGAGGCGCCAGAGCGCGCGCAGGGGGACUUGUUCACUGUCUACUUGGUCAUCGCCUUGGCCUCUGUGUCAUCGCUCUUCCUCUUCUCUGUGCUGGUGUUCGUGGCGGUGAGUCUGUGCAGGAGGCGCAGGGCGGCGCCGCUGGGUGUCUGCUCUGUGCCUGAGGGCCACUUUCCUGGCCACCUGGUGGAUGUUAGCGGCACUGGGACCUUGUCCCAGAGCUACCAGUAUGAGGUGUGUCUUGCUGGAAACUCUGGGUCUGGUGAGUUCAAGUUCCUGAAACCAAUAUUCCCCAAUCUCUUGCUUCAGAACACUGGGAACUAA